This is a messenger RNA of Pimephales promelas (fathead minnow), 3449 nucleotides long. It is a transcript of the gene prkcaa, whose product is annotated as protein kinase C, alpha, a. Gene Ontology annotation, molecular function: zinc ion binding; diacylglycerol-dependent serine/threonine kinase activity; ATP binding. The record is from RefSeq and is a predicted model, not a curated record. NCBI's taxonomy places the organism in Eukaryota, Metazoa, Chordata, Actinopteri, Cypriniformes, Leuciscidae. Gene Ontology annotation, biological process: protein phosphorylation.
UCAGUGUGCUGUUUUGUGGUCCAUAAACGUUGCCACGAAUUUGUCACAUUCUCAUGCCCUGGAGCUGAUAAAGGACCAGACACCGAUGACCCUAGGAGUAAGCAUAAAUUUAAGAUCCACACUUAUGGCAGUCCAACAUUCUGUGACCACUGUGGAUCUCUUCUAUAUGGGCUCUUACACCAAGGGAUGAAAUGUGACUCCUGUGAUAUGAACGUCCAUAAGCAGUGUGUGAUGAAUGUGCCAAGCCUUUGUGGAAUGGACUUCAAAGAGAGACGAGGGCGUCUUUACAUUAAGAUUGAGGUGAUCGGAGACAAAAUGCAUGUCACAGUUGGAGAAGGCAAGAACAUGAUUCCAAUGGACCCAAAUGGAUUGUCUGAUCCAUAUGUAAAACUCAAGUUAAUUCCAGACCCUAAAAAUGAGACGAAACAGAAAACAAAAACCAUCCGUUCUUCCCUGAAUCCAGCUUGGAAUGAGUCAUUUACAUUUAAGCUGAAGCCAGCAGAUAAGGACCGUCGGCUGUCUGUGGAGGUGUGGGACUGGGACAGAACUACCCGCAAUGACUUCAUGGGCUCAAUGUCUUUUGGUGUGUCCGAGCUCAUGAAGUCCCCAGUGUGUGGAUGGUACAAAAUGUUAAAUCAGGAGGAGGGAGAGUUUUACAAUGUGCCCAUUCCAGAUGAAGAUGACGAGGAUACUGAGCUCCGACAGAAGUUUGAGAAAGCCAAAUUGGGUCCGUCCAAAAAAGCCAUCUCCCCUUUCGAUGAAAGUGGGGCCAGUUUACCUUCCAGCAGUAUAGAUAGAGUCAAGCUCACAGACUUCAAUUUCUUGGCAGUAUUGGGGAAAGGCAGUUUUGGAAAGGUGAUACUUGCUGAGAUGAAGUCUUCUGAUGAACUAUAUGCUAUAAAGAUCCUGAAGAAGGAUGUGGUCAUCCAGGAUGAUGAUGUCGAAUGCACCAUGGUGGAAAAACGAGUUCUAGCUCAGCAGGACAAACCUCCAUUCCUCACCUAUCUGCACUCCUGCUUUCAGACUGUGGACCGUCUGUAUUUCGUGAUGGAGUAUGUUAAUGGUGGCGAUCUUAUGUACCACAUCCAGCAAGUAGGCAAAUUUAAGGAGCCACAGGCAGUGUUCUAUGCUGCAGAGAUUGCUGUUGGGCUUUUUUUCUUGCACAAGAAAGGAAUCAUAUACAGGGAUCUGAAAUUAGAUAACGUCAUGCUGGAUGCAGAGGGUCAUAUUAAGAUUGCAGACUUUGGUAUGUGCAAGGAGAACAUUGUGGAGGGUGUGUCCACCCGUACAUUUUGUGGAACACCAGACUACAUCGCUCCAGAGAUAAUAGCGUAUCAACCAUAUGGCCGUUCUGUGGACUGGUGGGCUUAUGGAGUCCUGCUGUAUGAGAUGCUGGCGGGACAACCUCCAUUUGAUGGUGAGGAUGAAGAUGAACUUUUCCAGUCCAUUAUGGAGCACAACGUCUCUUACCCUAAAGCCAUGUCCAAAGAAGCAGUUUCCAUCUGCAAAGGGCUGAUGUCAAAACACCCUUCAAAGCGCCUAGGCUGCAGCCAAGAGGGGGAGAGAGAUAUUAGGGAACAUGCUUUCUUCCGUCGGAUUGACUGGGAACGCCUGGAAAACAGAGAAGUGCAGCCUCCAUUUAAACCUAAAGUGUGUGGAAAGGGGGCAGAGAACUUUGACAAGUUCUUCACUCGCACACAGCCACAACUGACCCCUCCUGACGAGCUGGUCAUCGCCAACAUCGACCAGGCAGAAUUCGAUGGAUUUUCCUUUGUCAACCCUCAAUUCAUCCAUCCCUCCCUCAUUAACAGUGAAUAAAACAGGAAAAAGAGGGAGUGAAUGUGAAUCUACCAACUACCCCAAAUCUCUGCCCUUACCUUUUACCAUUUUAUCUAUACUGUAACUAACGUUAAACCAAAACCACAAUUAUCUCAAAGCAUGUCCUGUCUUUUUCUGUUUAAAAACCUAGCAAAUCAUUUUCCCAUGGUUUGCAUCAUUUCGAUUUAGGCCAGUCGAGGAGUUUACCUUAAUGAUUAAAAAUAGUUUUAGAGAUUUAAAAAAAAAAAAGAAAAAGACUGAAUAACACGGGAAGGGCUGUUUACAUCACAAACUUGACUGUCUGACUUUUGUGCAGAUCGGUUUUUAGAAGAAGUCUAGCAGGCCAUCUUAUCUCAAAGCACUGGUGGCUGACAGAAUGAUUUCACCACAUGCCCCAAGUCUCAUUACAGAUUCAGAGUUGUGUGCUUCCUAAAACAUUCUUCCCAUCCUCCCAUUCAGGUUUUCCAAAGGUAAUCGCCAAAGCCGAUGGGGUUACUGUCUUCCCCUUAGCACUAUACCAAUUUAUCUUAAUCUAUUUGAAGAAGUACUUCUGGUGUCAGUUUCAGUACUCUCUUUUUGGAGUCUUCAGUGUUUUCUCGUUGGAAGUGUCAUUACUGUAAAUGUUUAAAUCAAAUAUCUCUCAGUCUUGAAUUUGCCAUAUUUCAGGUGUGAAAACAGUUUAACAACGUUUUGUUUAUUUUAUGGUAAAAAGCGUGCCAAGAAUUGCUGCAAUGCACAAGCCAACAGAGCUUUAGUUGGAUGCAAUGUUUAUGAAACAUUUCAGGUUUUAUGAUUUUUAAAAAAUAUAUUUAAUAUUAAUUAAAAUAAUUAUUUAAUGUCGGUUCAUAAACAUGGCUUUCUUUCACAGUACCCAUAUAAAAUGUCAAACUAAAAAGGUAUAACUUUGUUAACCCUUUAAUACACCAAGUGUUUUAAAAUAUCCUCCUUUUGCCAUAGUAUUUCUACUAUCUACUACAUCCUAGGAACAUGAGAAAAGUAAGUGUGUUUGUGUGUGUGUGCGUGUGGUAUUUUGUUUCAGUCAUGUGCAAAAUUGAGAAAGACAGCAUACAAAUGAUAAAUCAGCAUACAAGUAAAUAUUGAUUUCGUAAAUGGUCAUUUCUGCUGUACCAACAGAAUUACCUUUACACCAUUGUUUAGAUUUAACACAACUUGUAUUAUAACAUCAUUGACAUUUUUCUCCUCCUGCUGCUUUAACUUUUUGCUAAUACUUAAUACAGUCCAUUUAAACAAUAUAAGAACAUUUUUAUACCAACUAAAUGUCAUUACAUUACAGAGGUACGUCAUUUGGGCAAAUUUACAACUGACGGGAAUUGAAUGAAAGUGAAUUUGCUUUAACAUAAAACAAGUACAAUUAUCAGCUGGUUUACAUGUUUUAGUAACUUUCAUAGUCCACUUUUGUGAUCAUUGUCCCUUUUAAAUGUGUAAUUUUGUAACCAUGUCAUCACACAGCUGAUAUAAUGCUAAUAUUCAGGUAGAUAUUUGUGCAAUUGUUGUUAUCAUUGGUGCGUACUGCUCAAAACAUUGUAACAUGACAUGGAAAUGACCGUGUACUUUGCAUAAUGAAAUCAUUUACUAAUGUGUUUUACACAUUUGAUUUUCCGACUACAUUU